UUGAUACCUUCUUAAAACACACAAUUUGAAUUGCUUAGCCUCAAAUUAUGCUAAGCCUAUUCAAAGGGGAAAAAACAAAGAGAAAAAGUUGAAUCUAGAAACUUAUGUAUUUUAACAAGGUUGUCUCUGAUUAUACCCCCAAAAAAAUACUGUCUUUGUGGUGCCUCUAUACAGAACCCCUGAAUAUUUUCUCCCACAAGUAAAUAUCUAAUUUAAGGGCCAUGGAAAUACUUGAUGAUGCAGUUGACAACAUGGGGUUGAGUAACAAAAAAGUUUCAAAGCUUCUACUUGUGCUUUUCAUAGCUAUUCCUUUGGUUUUCAUCACAAUUACCUCAAUGUGCAAAAUCUCAAAUAGUAAAUUACCAAUUAUGCUCCCGAAAUUGUAAAACGCUGACAUUAAUAAUCCUAAUAUUUGUUAACGACAAUUAUAUCCCUGAAAAGUCUAAAAACGCUACAAAUAUGCCCAACCGUGAAGUGAGGCCUUCUCCGUUAAACGGAACAUGGUGAUGUGGCAAACGGGAAUCCAACGUGGCAUUCUCAUAUGGCGUUGUGUGUCGUUCCUCCUUUAUACGGAAUCUGAGAGAAUGUUUUCCCCAAUUCAUUACAAACAUAAACCCUAAUUACUAUCAUGCAUGGUGGAAGCAGAGGCAUGUCCCAUAACAAUCGAAGGACACAGUCAGUGAAAAAUAGUAACUCUGAAGGGCUCGACGAACAGGGGAGCAAGCCAUAUGACGGGACAUGCUUCUGCCGUCUUCAAGUGGUGGCGUUGAAGUCGAAGACGAGGAGAAAUCCAGGGAGAUGGUUCUUCAGAUGUCCUCUGUGGAAGACGAAGAACACUGGGUGUCGUUAUUUUCAGUGGAUGGACGAAACCAACGAGGAAUCAGUGGGGCUGGAGGAAAUCUCGAAGAAUGGAACACAAGUAUGCAAUGAAUGUGGAGUCUUGAAAGGGAGAUUUACCAGUCUUGAGACAGAGACCAUACACAGAGAUGGGAAGAUGAUGAGGGCACACAUGAAGAGAGUUGAAUUGUUUUUAUGCAUCAUUCUGUGUGGAGUUGUUCUGAGUUUGAUUUUGAGUGUGAUUUGUUUGGUUAGGUAGGAGAAGGGAUGCA
Arachis duranensis is the source of this 1109-nucleotide messenger RNA. RefSeq lists its product as uncharacterized. Gene Ontology annotation, molecular function: zinc ion binding. The coding region runs from base 629 to 1096 and encodes 155 amino acids. The transcript has 3 exons. The record is from RefSeq and is a predicted model, not a curated record. Lineage: Eukaryota; Viridiplantae; Streptophyta; Magnoliopsida; Fabales; Fabaceae.